UCAGCGUUUGUUUUGAACCUUGCUGUAUUGUUUAAUAUGACAUCAGCUUCAUGGGCCGAAACGAUAUGCGUCUGGUUUUAAUCUGAAGACAUUAUUUUAGGGUAAACAUGAACUAUUGUCGUUUAGCGGUACCUCAUCUGAACACCACCAUGCUGCGUUUGGGGGCGGAUAUCGUCAGAUCGUCGUCAUGUUUCCACAAGGUCGGUGGUUAGCCACAAGCUAGCCUCCAUGGAUGGACUCAUUCAUGAACAUAAGUAUAAAACAUCAAAUCUGAUUAUGUUUAAUGGUGAUCAACUCACGGAUAUAUCAACACUACGCUCAUCUUCUUUGUGGGCAUACAUGACCUAAUCAUUUGUCAUGUAUGAACAACUUUCUGUGAAGUGUGAAGCUCUGCAUCACUUCAGAAGACGAGACAUGGAGAGCUUCACAGACUGGGCAUAGAAAGAGGAUGACCUGAGCUGUCCUUAGAUACAAUUGUACUCUGCGUCCUGCAUCCGGUUAAUAUGAAACACAAAAUGGACACUUGUUCCAGAGAGCGUUCCCAAGGCCGGGAGUCCCACGGGGGGAGCGUCCGUAGCCUCAGCUCAGGACCCGCUUCGCCGCCCGCCCCGGGGCUGGGCACCUCCCCCCAGAGCACGGACCCUGAACCCCGCCCGGCCACCCCUCCCUGGAGCCCUGACCUGGGCCCCCCGCCCGCCCCCACCCACUGCUGCAUGAGCGGCUGUCACAACUGCGUGUGGAUCGAGCACGCGGAGCGGCUGCUGGCCUUCUACCAGGACGGCGGGGACCGGGCGCUGGAGGCCAUCGAGGAGAACGUGGAGGACGAGAACCUCAAGGCGUACCUGAAGAUGGAGAUCAGGCUGCUGAAGAAGCAGUGACGGACGAUGGGACUGGGCGGCCGAAUGGGCGGCCGAACCCUUGAUGUGGGAGGAUUUAGAGCAAGGAGGGUUUUUAUGGUCGUACUUUGAAUGCACUUUAAAUGUCUUAUUUUAUUAAUAUAUUUUAAUCUUGUGUCAACUUGGUCGGUUUAUUUUCUUAUUUGAAUCAAGGAUUGUGUGAACAGUACUCCUGGGUGUGAGAGCAGUCGCUUAUAGAAAUGCAUAGAUGCUAUAAUGUGUCCAAGACUAUUCUAUUCUGUUCCAAAUGUGUUUAUCCCGCCUAGCUCUCCACAGACCAGUGUUGGGUUGAGUCGUCCAGCGUCUCACGACCCUCCAAAGGGACGCCUGCAUUAUGUUCCAUAUUGCAGGCGUCUCUUCAUGUCCGUCGAUCUUAUUGAUGCCAACUGCCGACCCCAAUGGCUCCUGGUUAUCUGUAACCUAAGGCCGUGAAAUUUUUAGACCUUUACAUUUCUAUUGAAUUAAGUGCAUUCAUUAGUUAUCUAUUGCCCUCAUGGUUCCAUCGUGAGUUAGAUUUAAUAAUUGCCUGUUUAUUUUAUUAUUUUUUUAUUUAUCUAUUAAAUUAUUUGAUAUUAUUUUA
This is a messenger RNA of Gadus morhua (Atlantic cod), 1476 nucleotides long. RefSeq names its product oxidoreductase-like domain containing 1 (gene oxld1). The transcript has 2 exons. Gene Ontology annotation, cellular component: mitochondrion. NCBI's taxonomy places the organism in Eukaryota, Metazoa, Chordata, Actinopteri, Gadiformes, Gadidae. The record is from RefSeq and is a predicted model, not a curated record. The coding region runs from base 504 to 878 and encodes 124 amino acids.